This is a messenger RNA of Polyodon spathula (Mississippi paddlefish), 3487 nucleotides long. RefSeq names its product V-type proton ATPase 116 kDa subunit a2-like. Gene Ontology annotation, molecular function: ATPase binding; proton-transporting ATPase activity, rotational mechanism. Gene Ontology annotation, biological process: proton transmembrane transport; vacuolar acidification. Gene Ontology annotation, cellular component: vacuolar proton-transporting V-type ATPase, V0 domain; plasma membrane; vacuolar proton-transporting V-type ATPase complex. The coding region runs from base 555 to 3107 and encodes 850 amino acids. The transcript has 20 exons. The record is from RefSeq and is a predicted model, not a curated record. NCBI's taxonomy places the organism in Eukaryota, Metazoa, Chordata, Actinopteri, Acipenseriformes, Polyodontidae.
GCCACCAGUCUGUGUAGCUGUCGACCUGGAAACGACGUGGAAGAAACUGAGCGACAGAAAGAAAAUACAAAGCAAAACAAAAUUACACUCAAGAGAAGUCGACGGGGUUUUAAAUCUUUGUAAUUAGAAUAAACUGCAGGAAAACGUGCAGUUGUUUCGACGUGUCAGAAUUACAUACGCUUUUGGCCUGUUUUUCAUUUAUUUUUAAAGCGAACAUUUUACAUAGGGAUACAAUGCAGUCACACACACAGCAUCCUAAUUUCAAUUUAAAUUAGGGUUUCAGGUUUCACUGUCACUGUUGACAUUUUUAUGGAUUGCGUUUGAUGAACGUUCAGAAGAUAAGAUUUUUUAUAUAUUGUACAUACAAAAAUAUAAUAAAUAUAUGUAAAAUUGUCGAUCGUGUGUAAUAGCUAUUGCGUAUCGUAAAUAUACAUAUCGGUUCUUGAUGAACCGUUGACGUGUCAUUGUUUAAUGAUCGACAAACUGCUGACAUACUUGCCUUUAGAAAAAUUGCUUCCUGGAUGUAAAAUAAAAUCUCUUAAGACUGGGAAAAGAUGGGCUCCAUAUUCAGAAGUGAGGAGAUGUGCUCGGCCCAGCUCUUCUUGCAGUCUGGGUCCGCUUAUGACUGCAUUAGCGAACUGGGAGAAAUGGGACUGGCAGAAUUUAGAGAUCUCAAUCCCAACGUGAACGCCUUUCAGCGCAAGUUUGUCAACGAGAUAAAGAGAUGCGAAGAAAUGGAGAGAAUCCUCGUUUAUUUGCUGAGAGAAAUUAAAAAAGCAGACAUACCUCUGCCAGAAGUAGAGGUCAAUCCGGUAGCCCCACUGCCUAAACAUAUCAUGGUGAUAAUGGAGCAGCUGCAAAAGCUUGAUGUCGAGUUAAGGGAAGUAACCAAAAAUAAAGAAAAGUUGAAGAAGAAUCUUUUGGAGCUGACAGAGUACACCCACAUGCUGAGGGUAACCAGGAACUUUGUCCAAAGGAAUGCAGAGGAGCCUUCACAAUCUCAGUAUGAAGAGUUCCCUUCUUUGGAAAAGGAGUCCUUUGUGGAGUAUACCAACAUGCAGAGGAUGGGGGCCAAACUAGGAUUUGUUUCCGGCUUAAUCCACAGAGGGAAAAUAGAAGCUUUUGAAAGGAUGCUGUGGAGAGUGUGUAAAGGCUACACGAUUCUUAGUUAUGCAGAGAUAGAUGAUAUUAUUGAAGAUCCAUACACUGGAGAAACCACAAAGAGUGUUGUGUUUUUAGUUUCUUAUUGGGGUGAACAAAUAGGCCAGAAGGUUAAGAAGAUAUGCGAUUGUUACCACUGUCACACCUAUCCAUACCCCAGCAGCAAUGAGGAGAGGAGGGAUGUUGUGGAAGGGCUCAAGACCCGAAUACAGGAUCUGCACACUGUUUUGCACAGAACCGAAGAUUACCUGAGACAGGUCUUGGGUAACGCUUCAGAAUCCAUUUACACUUGGGUGAUCCAGGUGAAAAAGAUGAAGGCGAUUUAUCACAUACUGAACCUCUGCAGCUUUGAUGUUACAAAUAAAUGCCUCAUUGCUGAGGUCUGGUGCCCGGUUGAUGACUUGGCGAUGUUGCGCAGAGCACUUGAGGAGGGGUCGAGGCAGAGUGGAGCCACUGUUCCAUCCUUUGUGAAUCGAAUACCAAGCACAGAAACACCUCCCAGCCUCAUUAGAACGAACAAAUUCACGUCGGGGUUUCAAAAUAUCGUAGACGCUUACGGAGUGGGCAAUUACAAAGAAGUUAAUCCAGCUCCAUACACCAUUAUCACAUUCCCCUUCCUCUUUGCUGUGAUGUUUGGAGACUUCGGACAUGGAAUAAUAAUGGCUCUGUUUUCAUUGUGGAUGGUAGUAUUUGAAAACAAUCCCACAUUAAAGAAAACAAGAAAUGAGAUUUGGAACACAUUUUUUGAAGGAAGGUAUAUUAUUCUAUUAAUGGGAGUUUUUUCAGUGUACACUGGCCUAAUCUACAAUGACUGCUUCUCAAAGUCUAUAAAUAUGUUCGGCUCUGGCUGGAGUGUGAAGGCAAUGUUCGAAGCGAAUCACUGGACGUUGGAACAUCUUGGAACAAAUCGUUAUUUAACCCUUGACCCAAAUGUAACUGGUGUGUUCAGUGGACCAUAUCCAUUUGGCAUUGAUCCGAUGUGGAACCUGGCCAACAACAAACUCAGUUUCUUGAAUUCUUAUAAAAUGAAAAUGUCAGUCAUCCUGGGAAUUGUUCACAUGACCUUUGGAGUCAUCCUGGGCGUCUUCAACCACAUGCACUUCAGAAAGAAGUUUAACAUCUACCUGGUAUUUCUCCCCGAGAUCCUCUUCUUGCUGUGCCUUUUUGGGUACCUGGUGUUUAUGGUGGUUUAUAAAUGGUUGGCAUAUUCGGCAGAGAAUUCCAGUGUGGCUCCAAGCAUCCUCAUUCACUUCAUUAACAUGUUCUUUUUUCAAGGGACUGAAGGCUUUCAGCCACUCUAUCCUGGUCAGACAGGGUUACAGGUAUUUCUUGUGGUGGUAGCCUUGCUCUCUGUGCCUGUUUUGCUGCUGGGCAAACCACUUUACCUGUAUUGGCUCCACAAUGGAGGCAAGAGCCUUGGGAUGUAUAGAAACGGUUACGAGUUGGUGCGGCGAGGAAGUGAAGAGGAGCUGUCUCUUCUGAGGGCUCAAGAUCUGGAAGAAGGCAUCAGCCACACAGACCAUGGAGCAAGCAGAGACACACAACCAGAGGAGUUUGAUUUUGGAGAUGUGUUAAUGCAUCAAGCUAUUCACACUAUUGAAUACUGCCUUGGCUGCAUCUCAAACACUGCUUCCUACCUGCGAUUGUGGGCACUAAGUCUUGCACACGCACAGUUGUCUGAAGUUCUCUGGGAAAUGGUAAUGAGAGUGGGCCUCCGUGUGGACACUGCGUUUGGCAUUGUGUUACUAGUGCCAGUCUUCGGGCUGUUUGCUGUAUUGACUGUGGCUAUUCUACUUGUCAUGGAGGGUCUUUCUGCAUUCCUGCAUGCUCUACGACUGCAUUGGGUGGAAUUUCAGAACAAGUUCUACACCGGUGCUGGAAUCAAGUUCAUUCCUUUCUCCUUUAAACUGCUGUCCUACAGUUUCGAACAAGAUGGUGUGCUUUGAAACGAGUGCUUGGAGACGGAGCACAGAAAAGUAACAUGCAACCAGAAUCACGACAUUGAACCUCAUAGGCUGGACAGUUAUAUCUUUUGUACGAAACUGGUUUGUUGCACUGAUGCCAGCAAAUAUCUACAUAUCAUAUUUUAUUAUGAAUCUCAUUUUCAAGAUUUUGCAUCUCAGCGGUUGUAUAUAGAUAGUCCUUUAACAUGAAAUAAGUUUUCCAUUUUUCACUGUGAACAUUGUACAAUCAUGCUGUUUCAUGAUGAAUAGUGUAGAGGAAGGGGCGUGGGUUAUUGCUGGUUUCAAAUGUUUACUGAGAAGCAUUUUGCCAAAAGGUAAAAAAAAAAAUCUCACUAAAACACUCCUUAAAGACAAUGUUAGUG